Messenger RNA from Artibeus jamaicensis (Jamaican fruit-eating bat), 2748 nucleotides. It is a transcript of the gene CUNH1orf115, whose product is annotated as chromosome unknown C1orf115 homolog. The record is from RefSeq and is a predicted model, not a curated record. The transcript is spliced from 2 exons. NCBI's taxonomy places the organism in Eukaryota, Metazoa, Chordata, Mammalia, Chiroptera, Phyllostomidae. Bases 59 to 457 code for a protein of 132 amino acids.
CGGGGAGCAAAGGUUGGUGCCUUCACACCCCGAGUUUCGCCCGAGGGGCCACGGCGUCAUGGCGGUGGGAUCCAGGCUCCGGAGCAAGGCUGCCCGCAGCCUCCCGCGCCGCGGGCCCCGGGGGCAGGGGGUCGAGGAGGCCGCGGCGAUCCUGGAGCACCUGGAGCUGGAAGACGAGGUGGCCGAGAGCGCAGCGAGCGCGGGGCGCCCGGGGGCCCGGAGCGCGCGGCGGGUGCACCUGGCCGUCCUCCCCGAGCCCUACGAGCCGCUGGAGGAGCCCGCUCCCGGCGACAAGCCCAAGAAGAAGUACCGGCGGAAGCUGAAGAAGUACGGCAAGAACGUGGGGAAGGUCAUCGUCAAAGGGUGCCGCUACAUGGUCCUCGGCCUGCAGGGCUUCGCCGCGGCCUACGCCGCCCCGUUCGGAGUGGCCAGCAGCGUGGUGUCAUUUGUCCGCUAGUGGCAGCUGCCCCCGGGGCAGAUGCCUCCUGAACGAUGGGAGCCGUGCAAAUCCAGAAGCAUUUCAGACUUGAAGCCACAAAACACUUGGAAGAACAAACUGUCUUUCUCUGUUGAAUCGGACAACUGUUGUGAAUGGGACAUCUCUCCCAUCUGCUGAGUGUUUUCACAUUUCCUGGACACGGGGCGCUGUGACGGACAAUCCCACAGAGGAUGAGGCUGAUGUUGCCUUUGGGGCCAUGGUCAAGUUUGCUCACGCUGAAGACUGUGUGAACGGGAAGGCAAACCCCACCAGGGGUGAGCACUCUGAGUGGGCAGCAGAGUGGUGAUCACGGUGGGGGGAAGAGGAAUUAUACCUGGAGAGAGAUGACUUCAGACCUUCUCCCGGAAAGGUCACAGGCUGACUGGUACUCACAGCCCUUCCCAGCCUCAGUUCUGAAGGUGCCCAAGGAGCAGUUUGCUUCUGAAGUCAUAUGCCCCCACCUCCUCCUCCACCCUUUGUUACCAGGAGUUUAAUUACAGGCUUGAGAAGAAGGAAGGAAGAAAACUCUCUUUGAAGGCUGACACUUUGAAGCUGUGUUGACAAUGUGUCGUGACUGUUUAAAGUAGAUAAAAGCUUGUCAUUGUCACCUUUGUCUGACAUGAAUGUGCGGUGGGAGUGAGGAGAGGAAGAAGGGCAAGUUCAAGUGCAGGCUGCUUGGUGAGAAAGGUUGGGUCGGGGUGGGCUCCUGAGGCUGAUGUGCCCGGUCCAGCCCAGUCUGGCCCAGACACAUGUUGGAGCCUCGGCUCAGCAUCCCUACACCAAGGCCACCGAAGGGUGCUUUGUGUUGGGUGCAAGGGAGGUACGACAUCUGGAAAUGAAAGUGUGUGAUUUACAGAACGGACCAGGAAGUAGGAGACAGGUGCAAAGGAAGUAGAAAUGGGACAAGAGGGCGGUUAGAGGAGAGAAGUGGAGGUACAGGACCCAGAUCUGGGUUCUGAGUGUUGGGAAUCUUCGGUGGGCUGGGACUUUAGCUCCAGGAGGGAGCCUGGGGCAGCUUGAUGGCCAGAGGUGCUGUGGGUGCUGGGUGGACACCGUCUGCAGCCCAUGAGCUCACAUUGUCUGCCUUUGUAGCAUCCUUUCCUCUUCUGUGCUGCCUGCCCUGACUGUGUCUCACCUGGAUUCAAAGGUCAGGCUGAGCUGGUCCUCACACUCCCCCAGGAUGAGCCAUCGACUACCUUUGGACUAUUGGACAGGAAGGUGGAAGAAAGAGGAAGCCCCUCAUCCCUCGCCCUCUGCCAAGCCCCAUGAUUGGCCACUGUUCUGACUUUGUUUCCAGAAUGUCCAAAAGCCCCCCCUAGUUAUCGUUGACCAGUCUGUGGGGUCAGUGGCAGCACCCACCUGUUAGCCUUAGAAGUGUCCAGGCCAUGCCAAGGAGGCCUCAAUACUCACGUUUCACAAAUCAAGCCCAACCAAGUGGCACUGGAGCGUGGAGAAGGUGGGAAGACAGACAGAUGGACAGAAAAAGGAAUGGGUGGAGGAGAAAGCUGUAGUGGUAGAGCUAGACUCAGCUUCCUGUCUCGGAGGCUCGUGGGGAGACAAAAUUUGGAUCCAGUUUCUGCAUCAUUAAUAUUUGUGAGGAAAAGAGAAAACAAAUGUUCUUGUUUUAGCUCGAAUGAUGAAAGUUGAUAAUGGGACAUUUUCACACAUGUGAGAUAAUUAUAGCUUGCCUGGCCACACUGGGAGUCGGGGGAAGGGAGAUGUAGGGGGAAGAAGAAGUGAAGUAUAGUUUAGUGGGAGUGCUGAGCCUGCUGCCCCUCCCCGGUACUGAGAUGCUGAGCUGCCCCAGAGAUGCCCACUGAGUUUCUGGGGGGAUGAAAACGUCAGCCCAGGAAGGGACAAGACCUACUGAGACCCGUGUGAGGAGACCUUCUCCACCCUGCCCCCCAUGUGGGAGACACCAUCAGGCCAAGUUCAUUUGGCUCUGAAUUUCUUGAAGCCUGGUUAAGAAUUAACCCAGAAAUUUCAAAAGUCGAAGCCAGACAGGAAUUGUCCUGGGAGCCAGAUUCAUGGGACAGACGAUGAACCCCAGACCGAGGCUCAGCCUGAGUGGUCACUGACUGCAGGAUGGGCCACCCGUGUUGCAGGUGACCUUGGAGGCUCUUCAAUUUCGUCUCAACAUCCAGGUGCACACCCUACUGAGCACUGAAAUUUAAAGGUUUUUUUCUUCUUUUUUCUGUGUGUGUGAUUUUGAGGCUUCUUUUGUAUCCCUUCCUUGCCCAAUGAGGUAAAUAAAACCACAAUUGGUUGAA